AUGGGUUACUCUCAACAAGCACGUCAUGUUGAUCUGGUUAUCGUGGGAGGUGGACCAACGGGAUUGCUAUCCGCUGUCCUCGCCCGUUCUUUAGGCCUGUCAGUGUAUAUAGUUGAUGCAAAGGAUACUUUCCUUGAGCUUGGUAGGGCUGAUGCACUGAAUGCCCGCACCCAGCAGUAUCUUGAAGUAUCCAAGACGCUACCAUUACUCGAACCGUUUGGCUUGCCUUGCAAUACAAGCUCAACCUUCGAAAAUGGACAGUUUACAUCCCAGCAAAACCGUUGGUGGACAUCAUUGACCAAUUGCCAGCGGCCCAAUUUCUUGAUGAUCGGCCAGCCCCAGGUUGAGGAAGCUCUCCUACACCAGCUCGAUGUGCCAGUCACAUACAAAAACUCCGUCACAUCCAUCGCCGAGUUUGACUCUGGUGUGGUAGUGACGACCGAUCAUGGGAAAACGGUGGUGGCCAAGUAUGCAAUCGCUGCCGAUGGUGCGCGUUCGUUUGUUCGUACUGCACUGGGGAUUCCAUUCCUAGGCACAAAGCCAGGGAUGGUUUGGGCUGUAUUGGAUACCUUCAUAGAGACAGACUUUCCCUGUUGUCCCGAAAUCAUCACCUUCCAGAAAGAUGGACAGUCCCGCGUCUCAUGGAUCCCUAGAGAGCGGGGGAUGAGCCGCUUUUAUGUUUUGUUGGACGGAGAAAUUACGCAGAAAAGGGCCGAGGUGUCCAUUCAAGAGCACAUGGCCCCGCACAAGAUUGAGUUCAAGAAGACAGAGUGGUUCAGCUCUUUUGAAGUGAAAGAGCGUGUUGCCAGCACGUUUGUUUCAAGGGAUGGAGAAGGACGGAUCAUUCUGGCGGGCGAUGCAGCACACGUCCACGCCGUAAACGGUGGCCAGGGCCUCAAUACGGGCAUUGCAGAUGCAUUCAACCUGGUCUGGCGCAUUGCAUUUGCAGCCAAAGGGUUUGGAGGACCUGUUCUUCUGAAAAGCUACGAUGAGGAGCGACGCGCGACAGCUGAGAAGGUUAUUGAUGUUGCUGCAAAACUGGUUCGCUCGACUGUCAAGACAGCGCUAGAAUACGUCAACCUUAUCGAGAAGAGCGCGAACUACAUUACAGGAAUGGGUGUUUCAUACCCACCGUCCAGCGCCUUGGUCCGAGCCUCUUCCUAUGCUGACUUCGUGGCGGGAAGCCGGUGUCCGGACCUGUGGGUAAAAACUCUUCCUCCCACUUCGUUGUUCAUCGAUGCCACAAAGGAGUCUCAGUCGUUGUUCUCUUCGACGAAGAAGAGGCUCUAUGAACUAUUCGAGUAUGGGCGAUUCAAGAUCUGUUUCCUUGGCAAGGAGCCCUCACUUCAGUGUCUGGAACAAGGAAUUGAGAUGCAACAGAAAGUGGAGUUCUGGCAUGUCCACUCUGGUGACAAGCGUGUGACAAACCUAAUCCAUGAGUUCCAGGGUGACUGGGUUGGUGAGCAAGCGACGGUGGUGGUGAUAAGACCAGACACGUAUGUGGGCUAUGUUGGUCCGGAUUGGCAACAAUACUUGGAUUCCGUUUUUGCUUAA
This is a messenger RNA of Penicillium expansum, 1554 nucleotides long. RefSeq names its product Monooxygenase, FAD-binding. The coding region runs from base 1 to 1554 and encodes 517 amino acids. The record is from RefSeq and is a predicted model, not a curated record. The transcript has 6 exons. Lineage: Eukaryota; Fungi; Ascomycota; Eurotiomycetes; Eurotiales; Aspergillaceae. Gene Ontology annotation, molecular function: FAD binding.